Messenger RNA from Mesocricetus auratus (golden hamster), 1912 nucleotides. It is a transcript of the gene Gpn3, whose product is annotated as GPN-loop GTPase 3. The record is from RefSeq and is a predicted model, not a curated record. Bases 572 to 1360 code for a protein of 262 amino acids. Gene Ontology annotation, molecular function: GTPase activity. NCBI's taxonomy places the organism in Eukaryota, Metazoa, Chordata, Mammalia, Rodentia, Cricetidae. The transcript has 8 exons.
CCCCCACCUCAGUAUUCCAGACCCUCAGUGGAUCUGCAAGUCUUAGGAUGUCACCUUAUGAGUCAAACCCAAGAACCAGGGCACCGGCCUCAAGGAGAUGAGCGUUAUUGCGAUUCGCUGUCACCUAGGCAACCAGCUUCGCCUGUGGGCCAACCGACAACGGCCCGCAACUCUCUCUCUGCGCACGCGUGAAGCCGUGUCUCCGCCUCCUCUUUUUCCGCAAGACGCGUUUCUCAGGAAUUUUGGCUCUUGGGACGCUCCUUAGUAAAUACCAGUGACGAAGCAGUGAUCUGGGUUGUGAUUGGCUCGUACCGGUGUCCCCGGUACUGAGGGGCCUCGCGCGGAGGCUGAAGGCAGUGUGGCAGGCGACAGUGAGAAGCCGCAGAGCCAGCAUGCCUCGGUAUGCGCAGCUAGUUAUGGGCCCCGCAGGCAGCGGGAAGGUGCAGCUUUGGCCUGAGUGGACACUGCCCCGAAGAGUGGCGAAGUCCCCGGGGGUGUGGAGGGCGACACCGUACCGCCCUGUGUGCUAACCACCCACCUUGUCCUGUCACAGAGCACCUACUGUUCCACCAUGGUUCAGCACUGUGAAGCCCUCAACCGCUCUGUCCAGGUGGUCAACCUGGAUCCGGCAGCAGAGCACUUCAACUAUCCUGUGAUGGCUGACAUCCGGGAACUGAUUGAGGUGGACGAUGUGAUGGAGGACGGUUCUCUGCGGUUUGGUCCCAAUGGAGGAUUGGUAUUCUGCAUGGAGUACUUUGCCAACAACUUUGACUGGCUGGAGAACUGCCUGGGACACGUUGAGGACGACUACAUCCUUUUUGACUGUCCAGGUCAGAUUGAACUGUACACACACCUGCCUGUGAUGAAGCAGCUGGUCCAGCAGCUUGAACAGUGGGAGUUCCGAGUGUGUGGAGUGUUCCUUGUUGAUUCUCAGUUCAUGGUGGAGUCUUUCAAGUUUAUUUCUGGCAUCCUGGCAGCUCUAAGUGCCAUGAUUUCUCUAGAAAUCCCACAAGUUAACAUCAUGACAAAGAUGGACCUGCUGAGUAAGAAAGCCAAGAAGGAAAUUGAGAAGUUUCUAGAUCCAGAAAUGUACUCUCUGCUAGAAGAUUCAACAGGUGACUUAAGAAGCCAAAAAUUCAAGAAGUUAACGAAAGCUGUGUGUGGCCUGAUCGAUGACUACAGCAUGGUCCGGUUUCUGCCAUACGAUCAGUCGGAUGAGGAGAGCAUGAACAUUGUGCUCCAGCACAUCGACUUUGCCAUUCAGUAUGGGGAGGACUUGGAGUUUAAGGAGCCAAAGGAACAGGAAGAAGAGUCUUCCUCCAUGUUUGAUGAAUACUUUCAAGAUCGGCAGAGUGAGUGAGGUUGACUACAGUGACCAUCUGCUUGUGGCCGCCAGGAAGGCUCUUUUGGACUCUUUUGGAGGAGGUGACCAUGGGAAGCAGCUGCUUGUGAACAACGCUGGGCUCUCCCCAGAGUGAGCCCAGAUUGUGCUCUGCUCUGAAACCACUUCUCUUUCAAGAGGAGACUUUAUUCUGACAGCAUCAUUUGGACUUAAAAAAUCAAAGUAGCAAUUCAUGCACAGACUUGUACAUAAUAUAGAUCAACUAUCCCCCCCCUCCCUCUCUCUCCCUCUCUCUCUCUCUCUCUCUCUCUCUCUCUCUCUCUCUCUCUCUGUGUGUGUGUGUGUGUGUGUGUGUGUGUGUGUGUGUGUGUGUGUGCGCGCGCUCGCGCUUUAUUUCUACAGUUAGAUUUUCGGGUUUUUUUGAGGGAUUUUCUUUUUUGAAGAGGUACAAUUAUUAUAACAAAACAUCUCCAUCCAAAUGAAGAAAAUUGGGAGGGUAUACAUAAAUCUUACCGAAUUCAAACAUGUAUUAUUUAUAUAAUUAAAAUUAAAACUGUUUUGAGAUAUUUA